Molecule: messenger RNA, 1104 nt
Organism: Lactuca sativa (garden lettuce)
Lineage: Eukaryota; Viridiplantae; Streptophyta; Magnoliopsida; Asterales; Asteraceae
Product: NDR1/HIN1-like protein 13
Biological process (GO): defense response to other organism
Cellular component (GO): plasma membrane
Source: RefSeq, a predicted model, not a curated record
AUGACUUGGAAUCUUCAAAAUUACUUAAUCCCAUGUGUCUGCCUUGGUUUCAUACUCCUUCGCAACAAUCACUCUCCCACAGUCCCACUCAUUGUCAACCAUGGCAGAUCCUGUCUACCCUCCAUCAAAGCCGAAAGGCGCAGCCGCCGUUAAACCAACACCACCACCGACUAACAAACCCCAACUUUACAACCCUAAUCUCAAUCGCCACCCGUACCGCCCCAACCCUAACAUAUAUCACCGCAAUCGCCGUCGAAGCUACUUCUGCCUAUGCUGUUUCUGGUCAAUCUUAAUCAUAAUCCUCCUCCUCCUCCUCGCCACCAUCACAGGCUGCAUCCUGUACCUCCUUUACCGGCCCCACCGUCCAACAUUCUCAAUCACAGCAAUCAAAAUCUCCCGGUUCAACCUCACCACCACCUCCGACGAUACAACCCGCCUCACAUCCAACCUCAAUCUUACCCUUUCCACCAAAAACCCAAAUAAGAAAGUAGUGUUUUACUACGAUCCAAUCACCAUCACAUGCUUAUCAGAGGAAACCCAAAUCGCGAAUGGGUCCUUUACUAAUUCGUUAGUCAGUAAUCCCAAUAACAUCACCAUCAUACGCUCAUCAUUGUACAGUAACUCUCUGCUUCUGGAAACGACUAUAGUGAAUCAGAUCAGAUCAGAUCUGAAGAAGAAAUCUGGAUUGCCAUUGAAGAUAUUACUUGAUACUGAAGCUAGAGUGAAGAUCGAAUCGAUUAGAACCAAAAAAGUUGGGAUUCGAAUUGAAUGCGAAGGAAUUCAUAGCCUCGUUCCAAACGGUGGUGGUGGUAAGUCUAAAAAUUCAUCAACUUCUGUGACUGCUACUGUUUCUGAUGCUAAAUGCAAGGUGGAUCUACGGAUCAAGAUCUGGAAAUGGACUUUUUCAAGUUAGCAAUCUUCACACGAUUUAAUUUGAAUUUGAUUUUUUUUUUCCUUUUAUUUUUGAGUUACUGUGGGUUUGGUUCAUCCUCGUUAGAUCAGAAGGAUGGUCCACCAUGGAAACACUUCUUACAGUCUUACUUGUAAUAUGAUUUAUUGUGUUUAUUGACCGAAGAAACGUUGACUAUAUAUCGUUAAUGCUGA